AUGCCUCCAGGCCAAUACCCUACCCCCACACUGGAGUCAAUAUCAAGUAGCCUGCGAUUAAGUCUGGACGGCCCGCUCCAAGGCGUCGCUAGACACUCUUCUACUCCUCCCAACACCACUUUCCGCGGCGAUGAAAACGGUUUUUCCUUAAGAGUACAGCUUCCCAGCCUCGAGCAAUUUGACCUUGGCGUUGAAGCUCUUGCGAGAUCUUAUGAUUCUGCUCGCCCUUACAUAACCCCGUUGCCUCCGCCAUCACCCAGCCUGAGGCAAAUCUCCAUGCCUUUUCAGCCAUUGUGUCUGCAGCGAGCAUGCGAUUUGCAAUUUCUCCAACAUGUUCCUAUGCAUAUUAAUAAUAUGUCUAGUCUUGACAAUCGCCCUAGUCCCUCUCCGGAUGGCGAGAACAGGCAUAUCAACCAGAGGUACACCACCGAAGAGGGUGAUUUCAUCAUCUACUGCUGGCACGAAAAGAAAUUGACAUGGCAACGUAUCAAGCACGAUUUUGCUGCCAUGUUUCGCCGAACUCCCGAAAGAACCGUCCAAGGCCUACAAGGUAUCUAUUACCGCAUGAAUCAGAGGAUUCCACUCUGGGAUCAAGAUGGCUGGUUAAUCUUUGGCAACGACGAUGAUAUAAAGCCCAAAUGUGUCAGCAUCAAGUGCCGUCAAAGACACAGCCAGGAUAGCCCUAUGGAGCCACCUGGUCUAGCCCAGCGUUAUCCUGAACGCGCUAUCCACUAUUCCUGGGUUGACCCUGAGCUGAAGCGAGUGUACCAAGACUGGGGUAAGUUGGUCUGCAAUCUUGCUCACAGACACGCCCUGCGCGGAUACUAA
Molecule: messenger RNA, 828 nt
Organism: Metarhizium robertsii ARSEF 23
Lineage: Eukaryota; Fungi; Ascomycota; Sordariomycetes; Hypocreales; Clavicipitaceae
Exons: 2
Coding region: 1-828 (275 amino acids)
Source: RefSeq, a predicted model, not a curated record